AUGGCCUCCAACCGUGCCAGGCGCAUUGCCAAAGAGAUUGCCGACAUCCAGAACGACAAGCUCUCGCAGAUCAUAGUCGAGCCUGCAGGGAACGGCGACGACCUGACACACCUUCGAGGCCAGUUCUUUGGACCACCAGACACACCGUACGAGGGCGCCACAUACCAUGUCGACAUCAAGAUUCCUAGCGAGUAUCCGUUUCGACCCCCGAACAUGCGCUUCGAGACCAAGAUCUGGCACCCCAACGUCAGCUCGCAGACAGGCGCUAUCUGCUUGGACACGUUGUCGUCACAGUGGUCGCCAGUCCUCACGAUCAAGUCCGCCCUCAUCUCCCUCCAGUCCCUCCUCAGCACACCCGAACCGAAAGACCCACAAGACGCAGAGGUCGCCAGCAUGUUGAUCCGUAACCCCGCCGAGUUCGAGCACAAAGCCCGUGAGUGGGCGGUCAAGUAUGCGGGCGCACCUAAGAAGGAGAUCGCCGAAGGCAGCGGUGGUGCCACGGCAGAGUCCAUUACGAAGAAGCGCCAGGAGGCCAAGCAGAACGAAGAAAAGGUCAAGCUGGCAGCGUACCAUGGCUACAACAAAGACCUCGUCGAUCGAUUCGUUGCCAUGGGCUUCGAUGUCGAAGCUGUCGUGGGAGCGUUCGAGUAUGUUGGUAUUGACAAGAUGGGUGGUGAGGACUACGAACUGGAGGAGGCAUACAUGGGUGACAUCACUGCGCGACUGUUCGGCGAGGCGUAA
Ascochyta rabiei is the source of this 741-nucleotide messenger RNA. Its product is annotated as E2 ubiquitin-conjugating enzyme. The record is from RefSeq and is a predicted model, not a curated record. The coding region runs from base 1 to 741 and encodes 246 amino acids. Gene Ontology annotation, molecular function: protein binding. The transcript is spliced from 3 exons. NCBI's taxonomy places the organism in Eukaryota, Fungi, Ascomycota, Dothideomycetes, Pleosporales, Didymellaceae.